Molecule: messenger RNA, 15363 nt
Organism: Spirometra erinaceieuropaei
Lineage: Eukaryota; Metazoa; Platyhelminthes; Cestoda; Diphyllobothriidea; Diphyllobothriidae
Source: the annotation of a GenBank genome assembly
AUGGUGGAACCAGCGAAGGGAUCUAUGCAGGGUGGUGUUGGCGAUACUUAUGAUGAUGGUGACCACGAUGGUGAUAAAGAUGAUUGUGAGAAGAAGAAGAAGAAGAAGAAGAAGAAGGAGGAGGAGGAGGAGGAGGAGGAGGAGGAGGAGGUCGCUGAUUUUUCUCUUCUUUUAAUGGGUUCCUAGGGAGAUCCAAGCGAUUCACCAGUCAUCCGUUCAGCUUUUGUGAGGGUUUGAGUCCUAUGCGCCAUCAGAGGCGACGGCGGUCACAUGAGCUCGCUCAAUUCACCUCCCUCCCCUGUUUACAAAGUAACCCACAUUCCCACGCUCUCGCGGUCCAUUUUCCAUUCCAGCAUUUGCAUCGUUCUCACGACAGGUUUUCUGGUACCAUGAGCACCCUAUCUCCCUCCUGGCGUCGCGGCGCCCUCUCACGUUUAUUUGACGCCACGCCUCGCAAACCUCUUGAGCACUUUUAAAAAAUCAGUGGCACCCAGAAAAUCUGGUGAUUCACACUGGGCUGACGUGAACUUGGUGAGACUGACACUGAGGAACAGUCUGUUGUGCAUACACUGCUGUCUAAUCUGCCUUCUUCGGUGUAGUUCCCACCAGAAGUAGAAUCUCUGGCAGUCCGUCAAACCCCGGAGGCUUUAAUGAAGAAAAACCCGCGACCUCAACAACUGCGAGUGGAUAAGGGCUAAAAUCGCUUCCUCGAGCUUUUUGACAGUGUACAGGAAUGUCGAACGGAGGAAGCAAAGUUCGGUUUAUUUUAACGAGAGAAGUUUUGGCGACACUGACUCUAUCUACAUCCCGGCGGCUUGACUCAAGUAAACGAAAGUGAAGACCUAUAACCUCUGAUGUUAGUAGCGAUAGCAGUCGUGCGCUAUUUGAAAGCUGUGGACACCCUCUGCUCACUUCCGCCGACGUGCGCCUCCGAAAAGCCAGCAACUCCAUUCUGUCCUCAGGAGUCGGCCAGUGCCCAUGUAAAAAGCCUGUUCUUUGCCAGCGCCGGUGUGUGCACACGGUACUGGUAGUGUCUGCACUUACCAUAGUAGUCAUCACGACUUAUUCGUCGUGUCUGUGGAAAGAAGACGGAGGGGCGGUAUACGGCACAUGACCUAUCUCAUGAAAUCUGAUAACGGAAACUGAUGCAAGAGUUUCUGGAAGUGUUUAACACUGCGCAUGUUAUUCGCUUCCUUCCCUCAAGGAAAUGUCCUUUUCUUGUGCAGAAAUUGUGUUUUCGUAAUUAUAUCAAGUAAAUAUCGGUAAAUUUUAAAGAAAAUGGACUUUGGAAUAUAUCCGUGCAAUUUCCUAUGCUAGUACAUGUCCUAGACUACGGUUACGUAUCUGAGCGACUUUUUUCAUUGAAGGGAUAGUAAUUCACCUGCGAGAGUUUUAAUAAACAGAUUUUACCGGACUUUAAAAUUUAUUUUAUGUCCGAUACUAACCAAGGUAAUCAACUUCCUAACAAAAAGGAUAUUUUAAGAAAACCAGAUGUUUUAUCAAUUUCUAAAUGUCAAAUUAGCAGAUCUGUGCGAUUUGGUGCCCUACAGUGCAGCGAUAACGCAGAUAGGGAUUCCUUCGCUUAAGUGGGCUGAAGUUGUUUGCUGUUUGAAAAAUUCUACCUGAUGUCACAUAAACGACCACCACCGAACGGUCAUUUCCAGUUUUGAACAUAUGAAAAACUACUUGUCGUGUAAUUCGGCUUCUGUGCAUACCAUAUUCAGAAAUAAAACAAGCAAAGCAUUAAUAAUUUAAGCAAAAUAUCGGUACUUAUAUGUGCGCUCUGCCGUACAUUCAUAAUCGAAUAACAGAGUAUAAAAGCAAGUAAAAACGGUGAAAAUGGCCUCACUGUAUAGAGGAAAGCGUGUUCUUACGUUUAUGGUAGAAAAUAUUAGUAUUGUUUAGGAACGUGAAGGAAACGGCCAAAAGUGACAAAUUUUUACUUGGCCUCAUCGUGCAAAAAUGCAAGGUACACAGAGGUCCGUCAACGGAGUGUAGUAAUAAAGCACUUCUUAAAAAGUAACUUAUUUUUUUAAAAUUAUCUUAUUGUUCGAAGGCAUAUUCUUUACUGAAUUUCGCUGUGGAAAGCCAUUUUUCUCGAAAAUAAAGUUUGGUGUUUUAAUGAGUCUUCGCAUGCUGCCCAAACAGCCAUCUUCGUGAAAAGGAAUACUCGAGCAAUCACAAAUUCGGUAAAUGCCUUCAAGAAUAAUCAUAUUUUAAAGAUCUUAACAGACGGGUAAUUCAGAAUCUGUCUUUAUGGACGAUCGGGUGAAAAUACUGAAACUCAUGAAGUAUUCAGCAACAUUUCGAGGCCGAUCUGAAACUCAGCAUAUUCCAAAACAAAAGAGAAGUGUAAAUUAACUUAACGGAAGAAAAGUUCUCUCUAUAAACACAAAGUGGUAUGUUUACGAUCACGCUUGUCAGUUCUAUUUAAAUUUGUUAGGCACCGAUCGGCCUCACAGCAUGUUAUCUUAUGAAAACUUUUGUUCCUACGACGUCCCCAUCUGUGAAAUCAAGCAAAAUCCUGUUUCUCUUGUUGAACCCCAUCUCAUUUAACUCAAACCAGUCAAGGACAACACGAAUCCUUACAAAACUGUUUUGGAAUCUACACUCAGAAUGUAGGCAGUUGACAACCCGUUAUAUACGAAAUCACACUAAUUAUUAAAGGAUAUUUAGAGGUAAACAUCACUGAAACACUACUAUUAUAUGUUAAUUUAUUUCUACUUUCAUAUUUACUAUGUUUUUGGUAUGAGAAUACAUUAUAUACAUUUAAAAACUAAGUUUACUAAAUUAGAGCCAUUUUUGACGUUUUCGGGAUAUUGCGCUGUUCAAAAUAAAUCUACAUUUCUAAACAACUCAACAGUGCCUUGAAUAUUUCUUUUAUGUUUUUGAUUCUUCUGAACUUGUGCUUAAUUAACAUAGAUAUUGGACUCGUGAAAUGAUGUCGGUUUGCGAGUUACUGGCAAUCACUCGUAAAUUUCGACACAUUUCCUGAGUUAGGUAACGCACUGUAAGGACGAUGCUGAUGACCGGCGUUUUAUAGCGUACGCAGUGUGUCGAAGUCUUCGUAUUGGAUGAUGCGGCAUAUAGCGGAUAUCGAAUUAGAAGCUCGUUCGUAGCUUUCGACACUACCCCGCCACUACUGUUCCAGACAAGCUACAGUAGGUGGGCUAGCUCAUGAAAUGUCAAUCGAAAUUCCGAAAUGCGUCUUCGUUUCGAAAAGAUUAAUUAAGUAGGGUUUAAAACUAACCAUCAUUGAGCAUAAUUCUAUAAUAAUUCAGUUACCUCAGGACGCCGGCUUUCGGAUGACCCUAUUUUCAGCUACACGCAAAAACUAUACUCUGUGAAAAAUGAUUACUUAAGUAGCAUGCAUUCUUCUCAUUGAUUCUUGAUGCCCUUAAAAAUAUAAUUAUAUUCCAUGGAAAAUAUGCACAAAAAUAUUCAUUCUUUUGAUCGUUCGGUAGAUAAUUGCGUCUUCUUCUAAUUUUAUACUCGAAGAAAGGGUAUAAUUCGGCCUUUAAAAAGUUUCUAAUUGUGAGAUUUUUUGAUACCGUAAAAUGGCCGUUCAUAAAACGUCAUGUCUCUGCAUUUACCAAUGUGACUUGUAAAGUUAGCGAUAUGGCCAGGUCUACUGCCACCGUAGAGUAAUGCAUGGUUUUCCGUACGCGGAAAAUAUACAACUUGUAUUUCGGAAACCCUGAAUGCAAGUGUAAAGGCAGGUCGGGUUCAAAAUUAUUCGGGCAUUGGAAAAGUUCUUAAAAACCGAAUUAUACCCUUCCCUGCAGUAUAAAAUUGGAAAAAGAUGUAAUCUUCUACCGAGGGAGCAAGAGAAUGAAUAUUUUUAUGCAUGUUUUCCAUGAGAUAUAAUUGAAUUUUUAAGGGUAUCGAAAAUCAAUGAGAAAAUGCAUGCUAUUUAAGUAGCAAUUGUUCGCAGGGUAUAGUUUUUGCAUGCAGCCGGAAAGAAGUUCGUUCGAAAGCCGGCAUCUUGAGGUAGCUGAAUUACAAUAGAAUUAAACCGCAUGCUGAUUAGUUUAACAACGUAAUUUAAUCAAUCUUUUCGAAACGAAAAUGAAUUUCGUAAUUUCGGUUGACAUUUCACGAGUUAGCCCACAUACUGUACUUAGUUUUUGAAUAAUAAGAGAGGGGAGGGAAAUCGAUGGACCCCAAACUGGCGAAGCACAGCUUCCACAAGUCGUCCUUUUAGAGACCGUUCCCCACUGCCGAAUUUCUGUCCUGAUAUCCGAAGUUCAGUCGAAUACAGAAGUCAGCACUUUGAGCCUUUGUAAGAAGACGCCUUUUUUGCGUGAUCUCUGUUUUUAACCAUCAACUUCUAUUCCUGUUGAUUCGUCUUUUACACACCAUGUCCGGCCUUAUCGAAUGACCUAGACAACUACUCGAUAUGGGGCAUAUAUUCUUGACACCUGGAUGGAAUGUAAAUUGGCCGAUAUGUUUUAAUGCUCCAGUAGGCAAUUCAUGUAGCGGGUAAAACUGGACUUCAUUUUCAUGCAAACGCACACCUCCAUCCAAAGGACGUGCGGAAAUGGCUACUCAAACCCAUAUUAUUUUUCUGUACAUAUGUACACCUGGGAAGACAAAGUGUAAUCAGCUACCGGCUGACACCUGGGGAACACUCUCGAAGAUAAUCUUUCGGGUGUCCUGCAGAAAAAUCCAGCAAAAUACCUAUUUAAAGCCGGUCAGCAGAUCAUUUGGACACAUCCACUUUCGGCACUGCUCUGCCGAUCAAAGAUCCACCUUCUCCACCAGCACUUUCGUUUCUCAAUCACAUGUCAAUCACAUCCAAAAGUUGUGAUACGCCUCAUACUUGGCCUUAGGAACCUGAUAAGGUCAGAUUAGAGGUGCCCCGACAACACACUAGGCAUUUAAAAUAAAAGCUGAUAAAAAGUCUAGAGAAGGAGAAGGGGAGAAUGUUGGGCUAGGCAUGUAAGUUUCUGGCUCGACAAAACCUCGACAGGCAUCUUCUCUAGUUUUAGUCUUUUCUAAAAAAUGGUUAUCUGUGAGUCUGCACUGACAGACAACCUCAGAUUAUGUUAAGGGAGACAAGACUCUUCGGAAAAUCCGACAUUUACUUAUGAAUUGGCAAACUGUUAACAACAACCCGUUGUCGGCCGUAAUGAGUGGAAUGCGUGUGACUCGCAGUGUAGACCAAGGGAUGAGGGGAAUACAAUCGAGGUUUAGAUGUUUUGGGGGCGAAAGGGUGAAGGAGGUCUGCGAUCGCCGUUCCGGAAUGCGAGGUUAUAGGCAGCGGGUCAAGUCAAAGUGGGAAUUAGCGUUACCGAGUGCCUGCGAGUUGUUGGAGACUGAUGACAUAAACUUGUAGAUAUUAGUAAUGCUAAUACUGUUGUCCUCUGAAAUUCCAAAACGCUAUAAAAUCUUCAGUGUCUGGCAGACUUCGCGCCAUUUAAUUCGCGAACACCCUUUUUCGCCCCCCACUCCCCAUUUCAGUGUGAGAACACUGCUUCUGGAUCAUCAAAGAGCCCUUGUUCAUCAAAAGGGUUGCUUCUGGAGAACAGUAUCAUACAGCGAGAGCUUCUUUGCCAGAACUAAGCACCCCCCCCGUGUCCGUAACUAGCCCUAGGUUAAUCUAGCGCACUUUUCCUUUUCCGGGGUUAGAGUUUAUUCGAUAGUGCACGAGCCAUAUUCCUUCUCAGUCUGGGAAGUUUGGCAACUGGGCCGGCAACCGUAUUCUCCUUCUCGAGGCAAGAAUACAGCUGCAAGCUUUGGAGCUCGAAUUUCUCAAUCUUCUCUGUUGGGUUACCACAGAAAGUGAUCCGAAUUUUAAAAUGCACUUGCUCCCAUGUAUGUUGUGACAGCCAUCCCGUCCCAUGUGCAGUCAGUGCCCCUAAGCGCUAACCGCAAUAUUGGCUUUUUUUAUUGGUUCGCGCCGAGGCGGCCAAUUGAAAGUGAGAUAAUCAUUCACUCCUCCGGCAGCGCAUAUUUCUCUACGCUCAUUGGUCAAAGUCCCGACCAUCGCACCAAUGGCUUUGCUGGUUUUAUAAAACACACGCUAGUGCGCCCUGUUUCGCCCCCCUCCCCUCCUCGUCCGAUUUGCGUACGAAUGCUUGUGAGGAUACCUCGUAAGCGCAGGCGCGCGCUUUAAUCGCGUCUUCAUCUAGUAUCACAUCCGCACCCCGUUGCCCGCUUCUCUUCUGCGGAUGCGUCAGAACCGGCAGUGGCAAAAGUAGCGCCACUGCACAGUCGGCGGUGGGCACAAACGCACACAGACUUUGUGCUGAACUCAAAGACACAGUCUUUAUCACACGGAAGGCGUCCACAUAUACCGCUCUUCAAAGAGAACAACACUUCCAUUUGGACUGUCACCCAAACCCUCGGAUACAGAUUAUGCCAUUGGCUCCGGCAAAUUACCUCUAUUCAUUCUCUACAGUCGACUCGACAGCCGCUGCAGCCGCAGCGGUUAUGUGCAAUCCCUAUAAUCAACGCGGCUGCCUCCCUCAUGGAUCCACCAGAACAUCGGAGCUCGUACUGGGCUCUCAUCAGUACCAGCUUCAUCUUCAACAACAACAACAUUCGCAUCAAUACCAUCAGCCUUAUCAGCAGCAACAGCAGCCCCAACCCCACCAGGUACAUCAGUCCGCCGAACAGCAUCUGCCUCAGCCGACAGUCUAUAGGGCGCCUAGCUCAGGCGAAACCGCCACUUUCCGUUAUUAUUCGCCCCUGCUGCCUCUUUGCAGCCCCAACGCAGGACCGUCCGUUGCAAGGUCAGAAGCAGCCGCAGUGAAUAGCUUCCGGGCUCCACAUACUGGCGUCGCAGAUAAUCAUGAAAACGGCCAACACUAUAACCUUAUGUCUACCUAUACGGCUGCCCAGCAAGCUCAGGCCGCAAAACUCUAUCGUUACCUACAGGGCUGCCACAGUGGCGUUAGCGAAGUCGCCUAUGGAGGCGGACGUGGCAGACGCAACUCCCCCGACGGGGCUCCGAUGAGCAGCAGCGAACAGCUCGGUCAGGAGACUGAUUAUCGCCACUAUCAGCACGGUGCCCGUCCAAGUGCAGCUGUCCCCUUUCCAAAGACUGAAAGAAAGGAGACGCUCUACUACUGCCAGUGGCUCGAGCAAAUAGGCCGGGGACUGCAGGAUACACAGGGGAAACGGUGUUGUACGCGAGUCUUUCACUCCAUCGGUGAUAUUGUCAGUCAUCUAACACUGGAGCAUGUGGGUGGGCCUGAGCAGUUGAAUCAUACCUGCUACUGGCAGGGCUGUUCGAGACUGGGACGUCCCUUCAAGGCCAAGUACAAACUGGUUAACCAUAUUCGUGUGCAUACAGGAGAGAAGCCCUUUCCCUGUCCCUUUCCUGGCUGCUUGAAGGUCUUUGCGCGCAGUGAAAACCUCAAGAUUCACAAAAGGACGCACACAGGUAGGCCUUGCCCAUCUUGUCAUAGUUUCUUCACCCUAACUGUCUGACGCUUUCGUAACCCUCCCCAAGCCGGCGGAUGAACGAGUCGCCUUUCAUAUGACUAAAAUAUGCACAGAGAUGAGUUUGCGUGGAACCUUACUUAGUACCGUACAUGUAUGUUUCAAGCCACCUCAGCCACCGUGUUAAGUCCCACCAGCAGCCAACCGACAGACUCUAGCAGGUGAGGUCGAUCCCACCCGAAUCCAGCCCCUAAGUUGUUUACAAAGACCAGUCGAAUGGGCAUGGAAACUAUGCCGACACGAAAACAGUCGUGGUCUGUAGAGGCCUACCAAAUGAAGAAGCAAAUCAACCCCAUUUAGAAUCGAAGGUCGGAAUGUAAUUGCUCCUUCUUGGUAAGCCGUUCAUGACAGCUCCACCAAAGUGAGCUGAUAGACCUCCCCCGGACAUAGCCUGAAUCAGGCUGUGUGAGUGCACAUCUGGACGGGCCGUUCUGUUCUGUUAGCCACCGAACCCACACCCACCUUCGUCCGUCUUCAUUUUGCCAUCGGAGCGCGAUCGGUGCGGCGAGGCAGGCCAGACAGGUGCUCCGUAAGACUGUAUCACUAUAACCACGGCUGCACCUAGCACAUGAGGCGGUGUUGCAUCAUGUCCCUCGCGGCCAACAAACUUACAGUAGGUGGGCUAACUUAUGAAAUGUCAACCGAAAUUACGAAAUUCGUAAUGAUUAAUUAAGUAGGUUUGAAAAACUAACCGUCAUGCAGCAUAAUUCUAUAAUAAUUCAGUUACCUCAGAAUGCCGGCUUUUAAACGACCUCCUUUCUGGCCACAUGCAUAAACUAUACUUUGUAAAAAAUGGCUACUAAAAUAGCAUAAUUUUUUUCUCACUGAUUUUCGACGCCUAUAAAAAAAUCAAUUAUAUUUCACGGAAGAUAUCCAUAAAAGUAUUCAUUCAUUUACUCAUUUGAUAGAAAAUUACGUCUUCCUCCAAUUUCAUGCUUAAAGGAAGGGGUAUCAUUCGGUUUUCACAAACUUUUCCAAUUCUGGAAUAAUUUUGAACCCCGACCUGCCGUUACACUUGUAUUUGGGGUCUCCAAACUAAAAGCCGUAUAUUUUCUGCGUACGGAAAACCAUACAUUGUCUACUGUGUUAAAAGGAAACCAUGUGGAGUUCACAUAAUUUAGCAGUAGUUUUGGCCAUAAUGUUAACUUCACAAACCACAUUGGUAAAUGCAGGGACAUGAAGUUUUAUGAAGGGCCAUUUCACGGUAAUAAAAAACCUAACAAUUAGAAACUUUUUAACACCGCAGUAUACCCUUCCUUCGAGUAUAAAAUUGAGAGAAGACGUAAUUUCCUAUCCACUGAGCAAGAGAAUGAAUAUUUUUAUGCAUGUCUUCGUUGAAAUAUAAUUUCAUUUUUAAGGGCGUCGAAUAUCAAGGGGAAAAAUGAAUGGUAUUUAAAUAGUAUUUUUGUUACAGAGUGUAGUUUACGCAAGCGGCCAAAAAGAAGUACUUUCGAAAACCGGCAUCCUGAGGUAACUGAAUUAUUGCAGAAUAAUUCUGCAAGGCGAUUAGUUUUACAACCCUACCUAAUUAGUCUUCUUCAAUUGAAAACGCAUUUCAGAAUUUCGGUUGACAUUUCAUGCGUUAGCCCACCCACUGUAUGCAUAUAUGGCCACGUACAGUGGGACUUCCGCCCCUUAGACACCCUCGAGUUUGGAAUCCCUUAUAUUCUGGAAUAGGCAUGUGCAAAAUGGCAGGCUGCGCUAGGCUGUAUCGGAAAAAUGUCGCCUUUAUGGAAUGGCUGCUUCUCAACUGUUUGCAAGCACAGCAAGUUAAACUUAGAAUUUCGGAGGAAAUCUUUACCAGGAUUUGUUGCUUAAGCUAAAUGUGCAGUAAAAAAAUUUAGACACGGGUGUGCUUUAAACCGAAGCCAUAUAACAGAGCAAAUAAAACCACCUCCACGGACUCAUUUUCGGGGAAUUGUUGCCCGUUGGAAUGACCACGUCUGUCAUCGUCGGCCAACCGUGUUCAAAGACACGACAUUUUUCUCCCGGGGCCCAGUUGGAUGCCAUGUUAAACGCAGAAUUUAGCCACGGGCGUACACUUCUCACACUGAAAUCAGAAAUAUUCAAAGUCGCGUAUGAAUGACGGUCAUCGCUGUAGCUUGACUGUUAGACGGGAUGUGAUAUAUCCGCUCUGCAUAGUAACUGCUGUCAAAAAUCUUUAGGGGUAUUUGCCCUGUGAAAUAUAAUAACGUUUGCAAAGUCUCACUGAGUGAUUACUUUUAAUUUAUUGUAGCUCGUCAGGUCCAGACACCGCAAAAGAUAAGAACGCCAUUUAAUAUAACGCAUUAGGACUAUUUCUGCCAGCCUGAUUCGUUUUAGCAAAAUUUUCAAAAGGUAACUAUUGGUACUUACACCGCCCUCGAUAGGUACCGUCCUUGCCUCUGUUGACAGAUUGUUGGUAACGCCGACGGCUUUUUUAUUUAGGAAACUGGUGAAUUUGGGAACGAUAUCGUUUUUCAGUUUCAGCAGAUAUCCAUUUCCAUCAUUCAUGGGCAACUAUGACGGAAUGUAAUUGUUGCAUAUGGUUAAAUUAGAUGAAAAAGGCUUCUCUAGUUGCUCGCGAUGUUUCGAUUGGCAAGCCACAUUGUCCCUGUAUCCUCAAAUUAAUUUGUCACUCUAAUAAUCCGCAGUUAGCUGUUUAAAGGGUAUCAGAAAUCCUCAUUCCGUGUAGAGGUUACAGCAAAGAGUCUUCGUAAAGUGGGUUCUUAAAAAUACAACAUGAUUUCCACGUGCUUGGUACUCAGAGCGUGAAGCAGACUGUGUCAAACCCAAAAAGAUAAAACGCUCGACAGAAUUUUACAUAUUUUCUGUGUUUUCUUGCAUUCCGCCUGCUGUCCGUCCUGCAUUUUGCCCCACCCGUAAAACCUCAUCCGCCAAAAUUCCCGUACGACACGGUCCGCAGGCUAUCUCAAGGUAAAUGGGGUCCUACACCCUACCGUUGCCGAAUUCACUACUGGGUUAGAGAAACGGGUCUUAUAUCCUAUGCCCAGCCUACUGCAUUUAGCGCUGCCCUUCAAUGUGCAAGUCGGUUGCCAUGGCUAAUGUGGGCCCCUCAUCCCCAGCACUCGUCCGCUAGCGUCGAACUGUCGAUUGGAUACGAGAACCAGUACCCUUGUGUUACAGGUGGUCUUGUGUUAAAUCUCAGGGGAGUUUAGGAUCUACGUUAGGGGUUGGGGUUCGAGGCAGGGUUUGUGCUACAGUUGCGGUUGGGGCCAGGACUAAAAUAUGUGAAUAGUUAUCCCGCCUGAAAUUUAGCGUAAGGCCACCUGUAGCACGGGGCUUACUUAUGCUCGUGCCCCGGCUUAUUCUUUGAUUUCCAGUCCUUUAGACUGCUUCCUUGGAGGUCAAAACAUCAAACAGUUAGAUGUAGAUCUAAGAGGGUUUGUAAGCAAGACUCCCCUUUGGCACUGUUUUUUUUUUGGAAAAAGUGGGCACGGGUUGAAAAGCACUCGGUAUUCCAGACUACAAACGUGUUUGCUAUCCGACUGCUUUUGACCUCAGAUGGUCAUCUUAUCGAACUCUCCCGUCAGAGAACUCUUAUGAGAUAACUGAUGCCGGCCGUUGAUGGGGGAUCAGGUGGCACCUGCCUGUCCGCUGUUUUGCACACGUUGAGCUCGGAUGCGGGAGGAGCCCACACGCAUCUACACGCAAGCGGGCCUACACACACACACACACACACGCCAAAACUUACCCAAGGAGUGUAUUGUGUGAGUGUGUGGACACGUGUAAAAAGAUGCACACAAAAAGCAGGCGAAAGCCGAUGCGUGUUUUAAAACCCAACUGUGCGCGGCCAGGUCUGAAUAGUCUUUUUUUGAUCGUUGUGGAUUGGGAUACGGGCAUACAGGUAUGACGUGCGUUGAGCCCCGAUGCAGUGGCAUUUAGGAUCCCCCACGAGCUGCCGCCCUACCGACCUCUUUUCAUCUCCUCUUUCGAUGGGGUCCUGUUUCGACGUUCGGAUGGGAGAUCUGAGCGAUACAUGAUGUCUCCACAUUCAGCUCGCUAACCCACCCCUACUCUGGCCGCUACAUGCACGUCGCAUGACUAGCUGCCGGGGUCCCACGUGUUGUCAGCCCGCAUUCAAUAGGGACAGACCUGUUAGGGUAUACCACACACCUUGUUGCGGCUCGUUUUGAAACAUUAGACCCAAGAGAACAUCUUACUCGUCGUUUCGACGAGUUUUUGACUGAACGGCUCAUAUUCAGGCGUCACUUCCAUCUAGCUUUUUUUUCGCUAACAGGGACUGCCGGACCGAAUUGGUUGCCUACACCAACAGUAGUACGCCGCAUCGUGGAAUCCAGUUCUUUUAGUUUACUUUUGGUCUUCUGCAUAACCACAACUCUUAAGAUUGCUGCUCUUGGUUUCACAACGACCGCCAUUGCAGCCGCUGUCUGGAAAGUGUUCACUAACAUCGUAUGCGAUCCCGACGUAUAGCAGUGUUUUGUCCUCAUUGAUUGGUCCCUAGAAUGCGGGCGUCUGACAUAUACCCGAUAUGUCCGAUUCACGUAAACCUCAAUUAAAACGACGGUACUCGAUAUAUAAAUUUAUCGUAGGAUGAUACGAUGCAAAAUUCGCUAUUGCCAUUUUAUCCCGUGACUUCCUGAAGAAAUAUCGGUGGGCCUCUCUGAACUUUCGCAUUUGCCGUCGAUAGACAUCCCCCCCCAUGUUCCCACCAUACCACCAUACAUAUCAUACGCUGGUUUACUCGUUUUUUUGACCACCUUCGGGUACGACGACACAUAGUGCCGGGAAUAAACUUUACCCACGCAGCACUGUCUCCGAUUCGCUCCUUUAAUGUCCGCUCACCUUGAGCGCAAGGCUACAUGUAAUACGGGGUAGGUAACUAUUCCCGUGUUCUGCCGCAAAAACAUUUCAAUCAGAACGACUGUUUUGUCUAUGUGUCCCUCUAAUCGGUACCUGCUUUAGACCGUGAUUUCGGAAGUAAGGACAUUUAAAAGACAAAACGACUUCUUCGAGUCCGCUGCCGUGGCAAAAAACAAGCUGGUAACUCAAAUGAGUCUUGUUUUUGUCGAGUAGAUAGUGCCUGUCGGUGGCAGCGUCUGCGGACAUGCGCACACAAAGGGCGGUGGUUUUGAAAUCAAAGGGAUUUAAAACUCUUAAGUCGGAUGACGGCAUCAACACCUCUCUGUGGAACCUCAAGAAUAAGUGAAUAAAACCAAGGCCAAAGUGAAUAAGCCUGGCAAAGUUGCGAAAUGGGAGUUUUUGUGAAAAUUAUUGCUUUUCACCCGAACCAAAAAAGUGUAGUCCGGCUAGAGACGCUUUUCGCUACCUGCCCUCCUCCCUCUUCCUUCUCACAAGAAAAAGUCCACCUAGGAUUAGACAUUGGAGACAAACAGACACACAAGAGAGCCCUUUAAAGCAUUAACGGAUAACACGAAAUCAACCAAACUCUAAGUCUAACACUUAUACUUAAAGUUAACUAGAGAGAUUAUUGGUAAUGUUUAGUGGUACGAACACAAGUAUCCCUAACCGCCAUUUGCCCACUAGUAAGGGGUGCAGCCAAAUUCGUAUGAACCAUGCGCCAUUAACGCCGACUGCCGAUUUUAAGACCACCUCCACAUAACCAGCGUCCAUAUUUGUUGCAACAUUAAAGCCCCUGUUGAAAUUUUCCAGAUAUUAUAAGAGUUGUAAUACGAGAAUCUUUUUGCAGUUUUAAUGCUGCCCAUCUUUUUACGGAAGGUCUGACAGAACCCACUCUUUUAAUCCGCGGAAUAGGAGUCCACUUGUAGAUAAACCAAAGCGAACUGCAGGAUAACUUGCUUUCAUCUCCGAUCUUGCACCCAGAACGGUCCACUCGAAACGAUAGUUUACCGAAAACAAAUUUUCAGAAACCUGUAGCCAUCUUUAAACAGAAAGAGGAAUUCCUACUUCUAACUUUCAUGGAAACUGGACAGUUAUGCUCCAAGUGCAAGGAUAUGAGAGAUGAGAAGCAACUGACUGGGAUAAAAUAUCAAAAUAAUGGAUAUCCAAAUGAAGUAAUUUGCAAUGGUGAAAAGAACCGUCAGACAAUGCUUCGUCCCGACCUCAGUACCCUUCACGUCCACGCCAGUCGCGCGGUACGACAAGCUAUAGAUUUGGUUGCUAUAAGAACGAGAUUUAGUGCCUUUAACAUUACCUUAAGUAAACUCAAGAGGCGUACCAACAGCCUUCGCGUCGAACACGGUAUAGAUUUUCGAUCGAACUCUUUUCGCCUCGCAGACACUACCAUUAAUUGCGAGGACGAUCAAUCUGAGUUGACGGAAUAUUUGCCAAUUUGUUUUUUUUCUCGGCAAUCUAAACUAAGACAUUUGUUUGCAAAUUCUGCGUCGCGGGGCUGUCUAGACAAGUACAGGCUAAAAAAUGAGGUGUAAAAUCCCACUGAUCGCUCGCCUUCGCCGCCAGUCAGGCUUAAACGAUUGGCGUUGCGAGAUCCCUAAGAGCGCAUGACCAUUGAAGAGGUUGAAGGUUGCGGGCUACCUCAACACUGCUUAGUCAGACGACCAAUGGGAUUUUAUGAGUGUGGUUGCUGAGUUUGGCCCGACAUCAAGAGGCCGGAGUUGACGACUGGUGCGGCAGAUGAGUGAAGCUCAGCUGCCUGUGAGGUGGAAUUUGGGCCGAAUUUUCCCCCUAGAGGGGACCACUCGGUAGCUGGGCUGGAUCGACACGAGAGCUAGGACGGAAUCCGGCCGGCGUUAUUGGGAAUGCACACCAUAACAAAUACCAACACUGGGGCUGCGGUGACACGCCUUGGUGCAGGCUUACGCGCGUCAACCGAGAUCCAAAUCUUCCCUUUAUAAGAAAUUUAUUGACCCGACGUUUCGUAUUCCCACUAGAAUCCAUCAUCAGAGACAGUCGCAGAUAAAGUUGAUGGUGGCACACGCGGUGGGACCCACGGCAGCCACGUGCUAUAAAUACUGCACUCCUUGUGCCAGCAUUACCCUUAUCUGCGACCGCCUCUGAUGAUGGAUUCGAGUGAGAAUCCGAAAAGUCAAGCCAAUAAAUUUCUUGUUCCAGUGAUCGUAUCUUUGUCUUCUGAACUGCUAUCUGGAACUCGCCUGGUCGCUUCUAUCAGCAAUCUUCUCUUUAUCUUGUUUUAUGAAAUCCGGGUCAGCGUACGUUUUGGACUAGGGAGUGUGGUAGUAGGCCUAAGAGCGGGUUGCCGCCGCAUCAGUCACAUGCGCCCUCUACCGCCUCCGGUCCUCUCGACUAGGUCAUGGCACCGGAUCCAGGCGGUGGAGGAGGAGAGAGUGCGAUAGAUACUACUCAAGUCUGCCAUCACUUGAAAAGAAAUCAUGAGCAAGUCGCCGCCCCUGCUCUCACCCUGCUGUGCAACACAUAGUUGGUAACGACGAUCGAACUCUUAUUUGAGCCGAAAGUUAUUCAAUUCGAAGAGUUGCACUUCCGUAAUCAAACACUACGGGAAACAAUUCUUCCGUAACUUCAGAUCAGAACCAACAGUACAUAGACAGUAGUGACAUGUGGGUGAGGAGUGUUCUAACGAUAUCAACCUCGUCUGUUCUCUCUCUCUCUCUCUCUCUCUCUCUCUCUCUCUCUCUUUCUCCCUGUACUGUCAGUCGCAAUGAGUUCUGAUGAAGAGAUUAAGUCCGUUCGACUGCAUAUGCUAUUCGACAUACUGCCCGGGCAUAUUUGUCAACCUACUACUACUACUACUACUACUACUACUACUACUACUACUACUACUACUACUACUACUACUACUACUACUACUACUACUACUACUACUACUACUACUACUACUACUACUACUACUACUACUACUACUACUACUACUACUACUAUUACUACUACUACUACUACUACUACUACUACUACUACUACUACUACUAUUACUACUACUACUACUACUACUACUACUACUACUACUACUACUACUACUACGACUACUACUACUAA